AUGGCAGCGCCUUCGCCCUGUUCGAGAUGCGUCGAAUUGGGCCACGCGAAAGCCCAAGCGAAACAGUGCGCGCAGGGCUUCGAACAGCACGCCUGGCGUUCGGGCAUGUGUAGGAACUGCAACCACUCCAAGAACUGCAGCAUCCACACACAGGCCUCAGGAUCAGAUCCCUCGAUCGGUGGUGCAUCACCUCCCCCAGCCUCGGCCUCGUCUUCUGCACCGCUGCAGACCACCCCGCGCGGCCGUGCCUCGGCCAAGCCGGCGCUGUCGUCGUCCAUGUCAUCGCCACCGCCGUCGUCGUCGACUGCUACCACGAUCACCCGGAGCGGCAGCUAUGGCAGCGGCCUCGCCUCGCCCCGCGCUCAACCCGUCUCCACUUCGCCCCGCGCUCAAGCCCAGGCUCAGGGCCGCGGUGAUAAGCAGGCGAAGCACGACGCGAAGGAGCAGGCAGAGAGGGACACGAAGCACGACACGACGGAGGCGAAGGAGCAGGAGAAGGACAAAAACAACGGCACAGCAGCAGCAGCGAAGGCGGUGGUGGAGGACGCGAAGAAGACGACGGCGACGACGCCGAAAGCGAAGAAGAAGAAGGAGGAGAGCAAGACGGACAGCCCGCGCAAAGCCACCAAGAAAGAGGCCAAGCGCGGAGCCGACACGACGCUGAAUCUGAAGAAUGUGGUGACGUCAUUCCAGGCAGAGGAGGAGGGCGACGACGAUGAUGCGCCCAAGACGAUCGUGUCCGCUGGUACCGUGGCCGGCCUCUUACAGGUGAAGCGUGUGCAAUCCAUGCCCGAAGAUGCCGUCCGCGGUGUGAAGAAGGACGGCAAGCACGGGAAAAAGAGCGCAAAGGAUGAAGCGCUCGCAUCGCCCGGUUUGCGGUCCGCCGGCACCGUGGGCCGCAAGAGCAAGAGCCGAAGGAACAGCGCCAAACCCAGCAAGCACAGCAAAAUCGACGCACGUCGCACGCCGAGCGCGGGCGACUCGCAGGAGAAUGGCUCAUCUGCGGCGCCUCACAGCCCGAGACGCUGCCUGUCCGACACCGAUCUCAAGGCAUCCACGAGGGAGGACGAAGAUGCCGUGAGCGAUAGCGUGGCCGGACUGAAGGAUGUGGUGAUGAGUCCCUCGGUCAAGCGGGGCCGCGCGGGGUCGCCUCGGCCGCAGGUCAUGGCCAUCAUCCCCGGGGAUGGGUCCAAGGUGCAGGUCAUCGUCAGCCCGCGCGCCUAUCCCGAGGUGCACGAGAUCAAGCUCGAGAGCAGCGGCAGCAGUGGCAGCGGCAGUGGUAAUGGCGAAUCGGCGGCGAGCCGAAGCGCCAGUACCGCAGCGGCGGCCGUCAACGACAUGGUGGAAACGCUCAAGGCGGAUGGCGCGGCGCCACCAAGCAACGGCAGCAACGGCAACAACAGCAGACGCGGCAAGAAGGCGAACCUAAUGGACAGCAAGGGGACGCACCCGCCCUCGCCCGCCAAGGAGAAGGAGAAAGAAAAGGAAAAGGAAAAGGAAAAGGGAAGCAGGAACGGCAGCGACAAGCGAGACGGAGGAGAGCGAGAGAAGGAGAAGGAGAAGGAAAAGGAGAAGAAUGAGGAAGCGGAGAAAGAGAAGGAAAAGGAGGACGAGGGGCCGUCGCCUUCGAAGGGCAAGAAGGCCGCCGCGGCCACGACGCGACAGGCCGGUGGUGACGAGCAGCAGCGGCAUUCGGCGGUGCCGUUCCCGGUGAAGUCGAUCCGGUCGGGCCACGGCAGCGGCAUUCGGCGCACGAUCGGCCCCUCGCGCGCGAGCCGCUCCAAUUCGUUCGACUGGGCCAACAAGCCCGGCUCCAGCCGGAUCGACAGCGGCGGCCUCGACACCAAGAUCCCCUCCUUCGCUGAAACCAAAGCCAAGAAGAAGAAAAAGGAGCGACAGCAGGAGCCGAGCGGCGCGGCAAGGUCGCCGGCAUCGGGACGGCCGGACACGACGACGCGACCGUCGUCGUACCCGCGCGGAACCGGUUCGGGUAUCUCGCCCAACGCUUCCGCGCCGUACCUGCGUGCCGAGCUGGAUCGGCUCCUCGGACAGGCCCAGGAGAAGGAAAAAGCCAUGAUCAAAUAUCGCAGCGAGAUCACGCGGCUCAAGCUGCUGAACGAACAGUGGAAGACGGAGGCGCUCGCUCUGCGCGAAGAGGUCCAGACUCUGCGCGAGAUGUGUCGAUGCGGCGCUCUGGCCUCGCCGUCGGCACGCACACCGUCGGCGGGCAAGGUUGGCUCGCCCGCCGCCACCAUACCGCGCAGCUCAUCCGGAUCCGGCGUGCGCAGCAGCUCCAGCAGCAGCGGCAGUGGUACCUCUUCGCCGCUGGCUUCGUCGUCCAGCGGCGAGUCCAAGCAGCACGGUGCCCGAACGCCGCCGCCUCCACGGCCGCCCAACACGACCAAGCCCGCGACGACCGUGCCGGGGCGCCUGGUCGAACUGCGCCACGUCGAGACGCGCGAGGAGCGCGAGAGCCGAGACCACGACAACAAGCAGCACGUCCCGCGGGGCGAGGAGAAGGCAGCGGAGCAGACGGCCAAGGAGCGGCGGCACAGCGCCAGCGUGUCGGGCACGUCCAGGACCCCGGAGGCGGCGGGCACGUCGUCAUCGCCCAAGAGCCAGCGACGAACGACCGACGGCAACCGAGGCUCGCAGUCGAUGUCGUCGCCGGCUGCCUCGCCAUCGGCGCAGCGGGGCGCGGGCGACGACGUAGUGAUCUCGGCGCCGACGCCGGUCCACCUGGUCUCCUUCUCGUCCGGGUUCAAAGACUCCGGAGUCUCCUCGUCUCUGCCCAAGGACCUCUCCCUACCGCCGCUCAACCCGCCCGCGCCGCCAAACUUGAAUGCGUCGGCUCCUGCGGUGCCGCAGUCGAACAAGAAAUUCCAGCGUCUCCUCAAGAAUGCGGCCAAGCGGAUGAGCACGUCGGAGUACCGCAAAUCGCAGAGCCUCAAGGGCGGCGAAGUGCGCCUGCUCCAGCAGAUGGAGAUGAGGGAGAACGUAGUGCGAGAGAUUCUCACCACGGAGCGCAACUACAAGUCGUGUCUGUCCGCGCUCAUCGACGAGUACCAGCAGCCGCUCAAGGACGCCAUCGCCCAAAACCCCGACGACUGGGACAUCAGCCCAGAGCAAAUCAAAACGCUGUUUUGUCAGGUGGAGGUUGUCAUGAGCUUCACUACGGUGCUGCUGAACAAGUUGGAAGCGAGGCUUGACGACUGGAAUGCGCUCACCUCGACGAUUGGAGAUAUCUUCGUGGAGAUGAGUGCCUUCAUGAAGGUCUAUCGCAGCUACAUCGUCAACUACCAGCCAGCGCAUGAUCUGCUCAAGAAACUCAGCAAGGAGGACAAGAAAUUUGCCGACUUCCUCGAGCUCGCGAACCAGAGGAUCAACAAGCAGAAGCAAUUUUUCGGAUACGACAUGGAGUCGUUCCUCAUCACCCCCGUCCAGAGGGUGCCUCGCUACAUCUGCCUCCUUCGCUCGCUGCACCAGUUCACGGGUCCCGACCACGAGGACUACGAGCUCAUCGGCGAAGCCGUCAAGCGCGUGGAGGCGGUGGCCCAAGAGAACAACCGAGCGCACGCGGCCAACAGCAACAUCAACAAGCUGCUGGCCCUCCAGGAGAUGUUCAACGCACAGAACGUCAACAUUGUGGAACCGAACAGGCGGUAUGUGCACGAGGGCAGAGCCUGGAUUGCUCAGGUGGUCAAGGGCAAGGUGACAAAGGAGGAGAAGCGGCGGUACCUGCUGCUGUUCUCGGACCUGGUGGUUGUGGCCAAGACCAAGGAGAAACGAGUUUCUCGCAGGACCACGACCAACGUCACCAAGGAGGCCGCACCGAUGUCCCCCGGCGGGCAGCCGGUGACGCCCGACUUGACGUUCCUGUACCAGAUGGACCUCCAGGGCAUGAAGCUCUUCACCGAAAAGCUGGAGCUCAUCCUCAACAGAAACACCGAUGACCUGCAAGUCCAGACGCUGAACGAAUACGGCGAAGAGUCCAAGACCCGCCCGCGAGCUGCCGAGGCGGCUCCGCGCCCGACGACGCAGAGGAAUUCGCUCUUCAAGAAGCGGGCGUCGAUUGGGCCCUCCAAGGCCCGCGGCGUCAGCAAGUCCGUUGGCGGCGGCCAGCCGCUCGACCUCAUCUUCUCCGCCGGCAGCAAGGAUGACGUGGGCGAGCAGAUGAAGAGCCCACGCAGCAGAGAAGACGAAGUCGAAGGGAAGGAGUCUAAGGAGAAGGACAAGGACAAGGCAACCGAAUCCGAUGCCGUGGGCGUGUAG
Messenger RNA from Acanthamoeba castellanii str. Neff, 4272 nucleotides. RefSeq names its product RhoGEF domain containing protein. The record is from RefSeq and is a predicted model, not a curated record. Gene Ontology annotation, molecular function: guanyl-nucleotide exchange factor activity. Lineage: Eukaryota; Discosea; Longamoebia; Acanthamoebidae. The transcript is spliced from 18 exons. Bases 1 to 4272 code for a protein of 1423 amino acids.